Molecule: messenger RNA, 1291 nt
Organism: Hyaena hyaena (striped hyena)
Lineage: Eukaryota; Metazoa; Chordata; Mammalia; Carnivora; Hyaenidae
Gene: TCEANC
Product: transcription elongation factor A N-terminal and central domain containing
Exons: 4
Coding region: 214-1263 (349 amino acids)
Biological process (GO): DNA-templated transcription
Cellular component (GO): nucleus
Source: RefSeq, a predicted model, not a curated record
CAGGGGUCUCUGCACCCCGGUGCGAGGAGAAGCAGUUGACUGCUCGGGGUGGGGGCGGGCCCCCGGCGCGUCCUGGGCCGGCAUUUUGGAUACACUAGUUAGGUCUCCACAUCCGUAACACCUGUGUCGGGGUCGUCGUGGGGCCCGAGACGACAUGCGCGUGUAUGGCACUCAGAGUUGCCGCAGUGCCUUCUGCCGUUAAGAGCUGUCAAGAUGUCUGACAAGAACCAGAUCGCCGCCACAGCUUCCCUUAUUGAGCAACUGAUGUCUAGAAGGAAUUUUGAGGAUCUUGGCAACCACCUUACUGAGCUAGAAACUUUUCAUGUGACUAAAGAGCAUCUCCAGGAGACCGUUGUGGUCAGGGCCGUGUACAGAGUCCUCAAAACUUGCCCCAUGGUGGCUUUGAAAAAGAAAGCCAAGCGUCUGUUGUCAGAAUGGAAAGGGCUCUAUAAGGAUGUGCACUUCAGACCAACGGACAACCCAGAAUCAUUCGCCGCGGGUGGAAAUGAAGAAAACCCAGGGCUUUCUCAUGACCCAAGUCAGGGUGCAACAUUGGGUGGCUCCAUUUCUAAUUCAUCAUCCCACGACAUUGCAGAAGCCAUUAAAAUGACUGCGCCCGAAAAUAGCACUCGGCCAGUGGAACCUGAGGAAAAGCAUCUCAGGGGUGGUGACCCUAAAUCCGCUGAUGAGCGAUCCAGUGAGUUGCUGGAUCCUACAGUCCCUGUGAGAGCUAAAUGCACGGAGCUUCUUUACGAAGCUUUAACGAGUUCUUCCGCAGACCAGCCCAAAGCUGAUUUGUGUCGCAACCUGGCAAGAGACAUUGAGGAGCACAUUUUUACCCUUUAUUCCAAGAACCUCAAAAAAUACAAAACCUGUGUUAGAAGCAAAGUCGCCAAUCUGAAGAACCCCAAAAGCUCUCACUUGCAACAAAGCCUGCUCUUGGGGACCAUGUCUCCGAGAGAAUUUGCCGCGAUGACUGUCAUGGAAAUGGCACACAAGGGCCUGAAGCAGUUGAGAGCCUCGUACACGGAAUCUUGCAUACAGGAACACCGCCUUCCGCAAGUGCUGGACGGCACGCACACAAAGAAAAUAAAAUGCAGACGCUGUGAGAAGUUCAAUUGCAAGGUCACCGUAAUAGCCAGAGGAGCGCUUUUCCUUCCAAGUUGGGUGCGGCGCUCCAAUCCAGACGAAGAAACGAUGACCUAUGUGAUCUGUAACGAGUGCGGGGAGCAGUGGUACCACAGCGGGUGGGUGUGCCUGUAAGUGCAAAUACAAGCUCUCUUCUCAAAGA